This is a messenger RNA of Fusarium venenatum, 1057 nucleotides long. The record is from RefSeq and is a predicted model, not a curated record. NCBI's taxonomy places the organism in Eukaryota, Fungi, Ascomycota, Sordariomycetes, Hypocreales, Nectriaceae.
GUUGUUUGCUCGCGCUGUCUGUGGCUUAAGAGACUGGGCUGUGGCGCAGUUUUAUAUACACCAGGGUCACCUAAGGUCCGUGCUGGUCGCGCUGCAACAGACAGAGCUAAAAGCUACAGCAGAGCCUAGGCUUUGUGUUUUCAUAGCAGGGGAGCCGCUCUCCCUCAUCUCUCUGGUCGCAACAUCAACAAACCUCAUAACUAAGGGAGCAACCGAGCUCACCACGGCUUCGGCCAGAACGAUACACAUACUAACCAACAGGGACGCUACAGUGGGAGACAUAUCGCCAUAUUCGAUUCGGACAGCUACCAUUGCCGGCCCCUCAGUGACCGACAGCCCUGGUACCUGGCGUCACCCGCGACUCAACGAGAUUACUAGACGUCGUAAUGCGACGACCUUUUCAGAGAAGAACGUCCGCCAGAUCGCCUACAAUGUUAUUGCGCUGCUAGGAUUCUGGUCUGCGCAGCUCCUAGCGAAGCUCAACAUUGGCUCUCAAGCCGUUCCCAGUUCUUUUAGAGUAUACUUGGGCUGGGCUUGGUUUAUUCUUCAACUUAUCCCCUUCAUCAACAUUGGCAUUGCCUGUUUGCCUUUGAUUCGACCGAAAGACGAUCUAUCCGACAUCCCUCUCACAUCUGCCCAGCGCCAACUGCUGGGCCUAGAUCCUUCGUCGGCCGCGCCAACUCCUGACACCAAGUUCAGCACUCCCCCUCGAUACUCUCGCACACCUUCCAUCGGCGGUUCAGUCGGAAGCCGAGGAAGUUACAACAGCUCGCCUCUCUCUGGUCGAGGUAGUCCCCUUGUUCAAGGAUCCCCAUUGGGUAGCCCUCUUUUCCAGAAGAGCACCAACAGCUUCGGCAGUAGCUUCGGCAACAGUUUCAACGGCAGAAGAUCUUCUUUCGGAUCAACAAGUCCUUUCGCUGCUAGCUCUUCUUCCAAUGUCUUCUCCGACCCUACUUCUCCCAGCACUCCGGGUGGUAAGCGAACAAGCGUUGGACUGAACAGCAAAUGGUUAUACGAGAAGGGACGACGGCCGUCUGGCAGCGCUUGGGGUAAAUAA